AUGCCCCGCACUCGAUCAACUGCUCCCUCGGAGCAGACUGAGCCUAAACAAGAUAAUACAACAUUGACAUCGGUGGAGAAACCCAGCAAGAGCUUUAUUAUUCCGUCCAACGUGAGCGCCAAUGCGCGCCUGGUUUCCCUACCGAACCCACAGUCGGGCGAGCUAUCCCGCUAUUUCUUUUGCCCAGAGCGCGGCUUAUAUGAGUUCACUGUCAUCGCGUCUUCUCCUCAAUUAGCGCGCAGUAUUUUAUUUACCCCCGAUACGCAACAGUCGACGCCCGGGUCCGAAGAUGAGCGAAAAGUGUCUGCCGCAAAGGCAUCAAUUGCCAAAAAGGCAGAGUUGCUGGUCGCGACGCCAAUCGAUGCAAUCUUCUUCCUGAUUCCAUUGUUUUCAUUGUCAUCGAAGUCUGGCCAGUCCCUCUUCCAACCAUUGGACGACAUGAUCGACUCGAACGACGACCUUCCUCCGCACCUCCGCCAGAUUCUUUACAACGAGACAUUCAGAGGCAAUCUUCUGUCACGCGCGGAGUCUAUUUGUGAUAUUGUGGAAGCUGGUGAUGAAAAGAUGUUCCGUUUCAGCGAGACAAAGCUUCUGAAGGAGCUUGUUGCUAAAGCAGAGCGUAUGGCGGCCCACGGGCUGCCUGCAAGCAUGGAGGAACGAUUUGUUCGCCAAACAUUGGCCGCUCCACUGAUGUCAGUCAAACGUGAAGAUGUUUUGACCAACCAUACGUCAAAUGAGAAUGAAGCCAAUCUCUCUAAGUCAGACGAGCGACCAGACUCACCAUCGACAGUGGCCACAACAACAACACCAUCGGUAUCGACACCUGCCGGAGAAACUACGCCUGCACCGCAACCUUUGAAUGAGGGAUCAGCACCUGUGGAUGAGAUCGCUCGCCUGCAGCGGGUUUCCAUUGCCCUGUCUUUCAUGAAAGAUUCGUACCUGCCACAGACCUUGUGCUCUCGAGUCGACGAGAUGAUCGCCGCCCCGGAGAGCCCUUUAGAUUUCAAGCCAUUGACUGAGCGAUUGAAAGAACUCGUCACGCUUCGUGCUGAAGCCCUCGCAUCGAGAAGUACGAAUGACUUUAGCCGAAAACGCGGGUUGGAUGAUGAGGAAGUCGAAGCUCGUGCUGAUAAAAAACGCCGAAAGGAGGAGGAAGAAAAGAAGAGCAAAGCAUCUGAAUCUCGAGGAGUUCGUGAUCUUAAAAAGGUCAAUACAUCUGGCAUGAAGAAGAUGAGCGACUUCUUUGGAAAAGCUGCUAUGAAGAAGAAGACGUGA
Molecule: messenger RNA, 1275 nt
Organism: Penicillium macrosclerotiorum
Lineage: Eukaryota; Fungi; Ascomycota; Eurotiomycetes; Eurotiales; Aspergillaceae
Exons: 1
Coding region: 1-1275 (424 amino acids)
Biological process (GO): RNA catabolic process; ribonucleotide metabolic process
Cellular component (GO): ribonuclease H2 complex; nucleoplasm
Source: RefSeq, a predicted model, not a curated record